Raphanus sativus (radish) is the source of this 2081-nucleotide messenger RNA. RefSeq lists its product as uncharacterized. The coding region runs from base 366 to 1934 and encodes 522 amino acids. The record is from RefSeq and is a predicted model, not a curated record. Lineage: Eukaryota; Viridiplantae; Streptophyta; Magnoliopsida; Brassicales; Brassicaceae. The transcript has 3 exons.
CAAUAUUUUAAAUAGUUAUAGUCUCUGUGGGGAAGAAAAUAAGCACCACUCUUUUGUAAUCUUGCACUGCAAGAAAACAAAAGCACCAACCCUUCAGGUCCGCUUUACUUUGAAAUUUCCUCAGUCUGGUGAAUACUUCCAAGUUCAAUCCCGUGUCUUGUCUUGUCAUCCCAGAACUAUUCAUUCCAUACACCUCUUUUCUCUCAAACGUUGACUCUGUCUUUUGGGGAUAAAACUUGUUUGCUUCUUUCCUGUUUUUGAUGAAAGCUUCAAUUUUAUAAGAUUUUCUCUUCUUCUUUUUUUGCUUGCUCUGGGACAGGCCACAGGCUUCUUUGUUAGAUCUGUGGGAGAGAGAGAAGUGAGACAUGUCUGGAAAAGUAUAUCAUGAUUGUUCCAACGCAGGCAAUCCCUACCAUGAGUGCAAUGACCGAUGUUUCGAGAAGAUAAACUCUGGAGAUGUCCUCAAGAAGGAGAAGAAGCCUUUUGGCUUUGGUAAGCCAGCUUGGAGAAAGCAAAGUCCUCCUCCUCCUAUCAGUCCACUUCCUAGUUAUUACGCAAAGAGCAUGGUUGAUGAAUCAGAUGACUCUCCUUCAUUCUCAUCCUCAGAUGAUACCUUCAACGCAAACCUUCUGUCCAGACCGCCCUCUCCUCUACAUGGAAACAUACCUGAAUUACCCAUAAAUUGGCUCCCCAUGUCGCCUUCUCUAUCUGUGUAUUGCAACAAAGACUCUUUCGCAUCAAAUUUUGAUCACCGUGAAAUGACACCUGAACAUCCUCUUAGGACACAUCAACACAUGCCUCGCACCCCUGAGUCUAGGCCUUGGACACCCGAUCGACGGUCCAGCACCACUGAUAAUAUCAUUUCGCUAGCAACUAGACCUAGGACGCCUGAACACCGGUCCAACAUCACUAAUAAUGAACCAAUGACACCUGAACAUGCGCAUGUUGCUCUAGGACCUAAGCCAAAGACUACAGAACACAGGGAGAGAUCCUCAAGGCAGCGGUCUAAGACUCCAGAGCCGCAAGGGAAGUACCUUAAACCUAGGACCCCACAAACUCAGCCGAUACUCAAGUCACCAGAGACGCCAGGCACACCAGAAAUUAGGCCAAAUGCUGAAGAAUGUAGAGCGAGGCUACCUGAUCACAGGGCAAGAAACUCAAGACCAGGGUCAAGGAUCUCCCAAGCCACCAAAAAUCAUGGUAAUAAAACGAGUUCGGUGUACAGUGAAGAAUGCACUCUACUCUAUCCUGAACUCUUCUUGCCCCCUCAAAAAAAAUCCUCCUUAAAACCCACAACGGUGUCUGAGAAAAUAUCUGAGAUUCAAAGCAUCUGCGGAACAGAGGAGGGGACGCAGUCAAUGACGUCAGAGUCUUACGUCUCUGUAGGAAGCUACAAGGUCAGAGCGAGCGUCUCAGACACUCUGCAGCAAAUCUUGGACAAGCACGGAGACAUAGCCUCCGGUUCGAAACUCGAGUCCCUUCCCACGAGGUCUUACUUCCUGGAAACGCUAGCCUCAGUGGUUCUCCAACUCCAGUCUACGCCCUUGAAGCAACUAAAGGAGACGCGCGUCUUGGAAAUGCUAGCGGUCGUUGAAGACGUGGAGUCUGUCAGAAUCAGAGCCGGUUGGCUAAGGGAGGCUUUAAACGAGAUUCUCGAAGCGGCCAGGUGCUAUGAUGGACAUAAUACGACAGUGGUGGAGAAAGGGAUGUGCGAGCGGGAUGCGUUGCUUGGGAGACAAGAAAUGGAGGAGAUACUGAAAGAGGUGAGACGGAAGGAGGAUGAGGUGAAGAGUUACCGUCGAGGGUUAACGGAGAUGGCAGGGCGUUUGGGAGAUUUGGAGAUGAAGAGAGCACGGCUGGAGAGAAGCUUGGCGUUUCUUAGCUCCAAGGUAGACAAGUUUGAUGGAGAAUCUGUGUUGGAGAAGCUCUUUUGAUCAAAUCUUAAACAUUGAUAUUUUGUAUUUAUUCAAAAACAUAAAGACUACAUUAAGUGCAUAUCCAUAUAUGUACACAGUGUCAUACACAGCAUGCAACAAAAGAGUUUUUUUUUUAAACGCGAUUCAACCUCAGGGCUUAUGCUG